UGGCCGGCGUCAGCAGAGGCGAGGUCGUUUGUCCUCUUGAGGCGGCAAACACUUGCUGCUGCUGUUGUUGCUGUUGCUGUUGCUGUUGCUGUUGCUGCUGUUGGGGAUGCUGAUGAAGAGGAUGGGGAUGCUGUUGUUGGUGAAGUGCCGUCUGCGGAAGCGCGAUCUCGGCGGUUGGCUGUAGCCGUCGGCGAGGUCGACGUCGACGUCAACGGCGACGUCGACGGCGACGGCGACGGCGACGUGGUCGUGGCUCGAGUCCUCCGGCCGUGGCUGUGUCGGGCGAUGCGACGGUUCAACAGCCUUCGGCCCAGCCGGUCGACCGCAGGUGCCGAGACGGCGAGCUCGGAGGGUGAGGAGAGCGUUGAUUGGACGGAAUCGGCUCGUUUGCCUGGGCCGGACUCGUGGCAACUCGUCGGCCAUUGGACCAGGCGCGCAGCCGAGACCGGCCGCACUCGAGCUCGACGCGAGUCUACGCCGCGCCUCGGCGCUUCGUCCUCUGCUCCACUGCCCUCUGGCGCCUCGACGUCGACGUCGACGUCGACGUCGACGGAUGCGGCGGCGGAGGAGGAGGCGGCGGAGGCGGCGGCGGAGGCGGAGGUGACGGCGACGGCGACGGCGACGGCGAAGGCGACAGCGUCGGCGGCCGACCGACUGGCGGGGCGAAGCCAAUGGCCGGGCGGACGACCGGCCGGCGAGGCAUGUCGGCCGUGCAAACCCGCGACGGCGACGGCGACGGCUGGCGCCGGGACUCGAGCUCUGUCUGCCAGUCGAGCGUCGGAGCUCGCAGCCGCCACGCGUCACCCAGCCUCGGCCGCUCGCCCCCUCUCCGUCGGCGCAGCAGACGAGGCUGGUGCCGACGGCGACUCCGGUUUCUGUAUCAGUUUGUCUUUCUGUUUCGACUGCGGUUGCAGUUGCAGUUGCAGUUGUGGUUGUGGUCGCGGUCGAGGUUGUGGUUUCGGUUUCGGUUUCGGUUUUGGGUGGGCCCGAUGCGCCGAUGCGAGAGACUGGCGGCCAGAAGACGACACUUGGGCGUGCCUAGGUCCAGUGGCGACGGUGUCGGCUCGGCCAGGUCCUGGCGACGGAUGUGACCGAGGCAAGAAUGGGAAAUAG
Molecule: messenger RNA, 1113 nt
Organism: Protopolystoma xenopodis
Lineage: Eukaryota; Metazoa; Platyhelminthes; Monogenea; Polystomatidea; Polystomatidae
Source: the annotation of a GenBank genome assembly